UUAACAACAUUAUAAACAAAUCAAGAAACAUUUUUGCUCACCACAUUUUAUCAUUUUUUUUUUCAAAAUUAAUUUUCGAAGCAAAUAAAAAUGUCUUUAGUAAAUUAUGGCUAUAGUGACGAUGAUGAUGAAGAUGAUGGUAAUGAUAAGAAUGAAUCUGAUGUAAUUUCCAAAACUUUACCAAUCGAAUCGAAUGAAAAGAAAUCAACAACCGACAAUUCAAUUGCCAAUGAUGAAAUAAAGUCGAUACGUCCCUCAUCAUCAACACUUUCUUCAUCAUUAACGUUUAAACAUCUUACGAAAUCAAAUUCUCGAAUUCAAAUCAAAGCUUUUGAUGAUAAUUUAGCUUUGAUGAAUCAACAGCCAAAUGGCCUAGUUGAUUCCGAUGAUUCUGAUGAUGAUGAAGAAAAUCGUGCACGAAAACGAAUGAAACGAUCGGAAAAAGGUUCAAGUUUAAUAUCAAUGUUACCAAAACCUAAAAAUGCAAAAACAAGCCACAAUAAAUCAUCAACAAUAAAUGAACCAACAACAUCUUCUUUGUUGACAUCAUUAGUUCCUAAUUCAGUUUCGAAUCGUGCGAAAGUAUCAUCAUUAACUUCAAAAUUGAAACCAGCCAAAAAUGAAAAUAAUUCGAAUUUCUUUUUUGCCGAUCCAGACAAUGAUGAUGAUGACGACGAUGAUGAUGAGAAUGGUGAUCAUAUUAAAAUGAUUCCAAAACCUUGGAUAAUUGAAGAUAAUAAAGAUGAUGUGCUCAAUCCAGUAGUAGCAACAGCCCCAACAUUAUAUCAUCAAGCUGAAGAAGAAGAAGAAGAAACAGCACCAAUUUAUGGCCCAUCCAAACCAAUCGAACAAGAAGAAGAAGAAGAAACUUAUAUUGAUCCAAAUGAUGAUAUAACUUAUAAAAAAUUAAUUGCAUCAAAAUUCGAUGAUAAUGUUGAUAAUAUUCGAAUUGUCGAUGUAAAUGUACAAAAACAUUUAUCCGAAAAUAAAGAUUGGUUGAAAAAUAUUUCAUUGGAAAAAGAUACUGUUGAUGAAGCAUUAGAAUCAAAAGCACCAAAUUCAACAGCUAAACGAAAAAAUCAGAUUACAUUUCUUGCUUAUCAGGCUAAAAAACGUGAAUUAGAAUUGAAAAAUCAAUGGGCACAGAAUCGUCUAUCAAAAUCACAGACAAGAGCUAAAUAUGGAUUUUAAAAUUGAUGAAAAAAAAAGAUUUGUCUUUUUUUUUAUUUUUAA
This is a messenger RNA of Dermatophagoides pteronyssinus (European house dust mite), 1233 nucleotides long. RefSeq lists its product as uncharacterized. The record is from RefSeq and is a predicted model, not a curated record. Gene Ontology annotation, cellular component: nucleus. Lineage: Eukaryota; Metazoa; Arthropoda; Arachnida; Sarcoptiformes; Pyroglyphidae.